This is a messenger RNA of Hydra vulgaris (swiftwater hydra), 1458 nucleotides long. Its product is annotated as transmembrane prolyl 4-hydroxylase. The record is from RefSeq and is a predicted model, not a curated record. Lineage: Eukaryota; Metazoa; Cnidaria; Hydrozoa; Anthoathecata; Hydridae. Gene Ontology annotation, cellular component: endoplasmic reticulum. Gene Ontology annotation, molecular function: L-ascorbic acid binding; iron ion binding; procollagen-proline 4-dioxygenase activity. Gene Ontology annotation, biological process: peptidyl-proline hydroxylation to 4-hydroxy-L-proline.
ACUCUUGUUUUUUUUUGUUAAAGGAAGGUAUGAAAUAUAGAUUGUGGGUUUUAUUGACUUUCUUUGUGUUAUGUGGUGGGAGUACUGAUCAGGAUUAUUGUGAGCGAGAUGAAAACGGGUCUUGCAAAAGCAAAAUAAAUACAGAACAAUGUGAAGACGAAGAUGAACCAUGUUUUAUUGAAGAAAAAGUUGCAAAAAAAGAAGAAAAUGCUUAUCCGCAUUUUGAGACUCUUUCAAGAUUAAAUCCAGGAAAAGUUGGGAGUGAACAGACAUAUACCAUUGGCGGUCGAGAAAUGAAACUGAUUACAAGAGCGUUAAAGCCAUUAUUAUUUGAAAUUCCAAAUGCAUUAAACGACGAAGAAAUUCUUCAUGUUAUUGAAAAAGCCAAAAAUCCUAACUACAGCGGAGGCAUGUUUACUAGUCAAGCUCGAGGAGGUCUUACUCCGGAAGAUACGUUUAAACCGUCUAAAGAACCCGGUCGUGCAAGCGGACCAGCAUCACUAUUUGAAAAUUGGGAUUUCAACGACGACCAAAUAAUUGAUUUGAAAGAGGUUGCCAUGUUUUGUCGAAACUACAAUUUCUUAUAUUUUAAAGAACCAGAAGUUAAAACUAUGAUUGAAACGCUCAAGUUAAAAGAAUUUGAUGAUGGAAUAUGCACUGUUGAUGAGUUUCAAAAUAUGAACACACAGGGUAUAGAAGAUUAUCUUAACCAAGUAAUGCGAGAUCAUCCUAAGUUUCGACAAAGAUAUAGCGAUCAGGUUUGGCUUCCUAUGGCAAAGGAAUAUGAUAAACUUCUUUCAAAAAUUAGAUACAGAUUUGGUGAACUUUUGAAGAUACCUGAAAAAAUACUACUAGGCUCAGAGCAUUUGCAGGUUGUCCGCUAUCUUCCACAAGGUCAUUAUCACGCUCAUCACGAUAGCGAAACAGAAAAGGUAACUGAUAAACCAUGUUGUCAUCAUACUAGUACGAAAACUGUGCUGCAGUAUAAUAAAUGUAAACUGUGCAGAUUUAUUACAGUAAUGGUUUACUUAAACACUCCGGAGGAGGGAGGAGAGACAGCAUUCCCAGCCGCAGAUAACAUAACCUACUCAGACUCUUCAUUUCGAAGACGUGGUACUGAAGCUAUUGAUUUGUUCAACCUUUCUGAACAUUGUCAUGACGCUAAUCUUGUAUUAAAACCAGUAAAAGGAACAGCUGUAGUAUGGUAUAACCAUUACGUUGAUUAUAAAGGAUGGCUUGGUGCAUUAGAAGAGCGGAGUCUACAUGGUGGAUGCGAGGUAAAAAAAGGAGAAAAAUGGAUAAUGAACAUUUGGAUAACUGCACCGUAUAAAAACUCUGUCAAUAAAUUAAGCAUGUAUUCAAUGGAGUACGCCAUGUCAGCUGCUCACAACAAAGACUGACUUAAACAUCUUUAAUAUUUAUUAACGCAUUUUUAUUAGGAUAUUUUAAUUAAAAUCA